Molecule: messenger RNA, 2986 nt
Organism: Gasterosteus aculeatus aculeatus (three-spined stickleback)
Lineage: Eukaryota; Metazoa; Chordata; Actinopteri; Perciformes; Gasterosteidae
Source: RefSeq, a predicted model, not a curated record
UCAUUUCCUCAUAGACGUCUAUGGGAGCAGAGGAGUCGCCCCCUGCUGGUCACUACAGAGACCUUAUUCACGCUGCCAUUGAAUAGAAAUAGAGCGUCCUCGAUGACAUCUGUCAUACGUCAUUGUCUCCGGAGCAGUUUAUGCUCGAUAACAUCAGUUUUUAUUUUAUUUUAGAGCGACUCAUGUUUAUUAAUACUUUUAGACUGUCUUAUUUAGUAUUAUAGGUCAUUAUAAGUCAUUCUGUGACUGACUUAUUCAGCAGGAUGCUUUGUAUCUCAUCAUGUCCAAAACAUGGGGGUUUAACUGGGGGGACAAAUGCACACUGAGAGCAUCCGAAUGUUGCCUAAUUGCACAAAUGUGCCUUUAUUGCGUUGGAUUAACUUAAUUAACUCUGCACAAGUGCUCCCCCCACACCGGCUAACCUUAACACUCUCCCCUCUCGACAAUAUUCUGGCUGUGAAACCCGAGCCGCGGGCCAAAUAUAGCCCGUCACAGGGAGCAGUUAGGGACCGGGACAGAUGGGAGGAGGACAGGCCACAGCAGAGGCAACCGGACCCCCAGAGUGCAGAGAUCCCAAAGCGACACACAGCAAGACCGCUCUUCCAAAGAGAGAGAGAGAGACGCUUCUUUUCUAAUUCAAUAAACGAGACGAACCUGGAAGCACGAGGCCGGAGGAAGAGAGGACCACCAUUAAGGAUGCAGGACGGGAGGAAUCAGCCGCUCCCCAUCUCUCGGCUGCCGAAGGACCCGGCGGCAGGCGGGGCUUUGGAUGGCAACGGGGGGACGUUUUCCGAGGCGUCCUCCGACGGGGAACUCUGCCUCGACUCGGGGACAGAGCUGGAUUUCGGAGACGGGGACUUUGCGGAUCUCACCGCCUUCCUGAGUGCAGAAGAGAUCCACCGCAGCCUGGACCUGGCCCUGGAGGCCUUUGGCGCCACGUUGGAGUCCGAAGAUCCGGGCCCCGCCUCUAAUCCCACAUCCCAGGAGCGGGUCCUCCAACCCGUCCACUCCCCACCUCCUGAAAACCUCCACACACAGACCAAAGCCCCCUCCUCCGCGCCCCCGGAGGUUCCCCCGAACAAACGCCUAGAUGCGACCACGGAGGCUGUGGCCUCUGUCGGGAAAGUUGCCCGUCCCAAACCCAAACAGCCGGUCUACAAGCAGGACAAACCGCGACUGGUUCACGAGGGCCUGGAGCUGAACGACCGGGCUGCUUCCGCCACGGAGUUCUGCAGCCGAGCCGCCACCUUCAUCGAGGAGCUGUCGUCCAUCUUCAAAGGUUCUGCUCGGUCGGAGCAGCAGGCAGAGGAGGGCGACUCCUCCUCGCCCGACAGCGGCUAUCUGACCCCGAGGGGUCAGCGGCCGGCCCCCCAGGGCUCGGCCUCCGCUCCCGGCGCCAUGGCGCCACGCGGCCCGGAGCAUCAGCCCGGCGGGUCGGCGGGCCCGCGGGCCGACGAGCCGCCUCAGCGCCCCGGAGCUCCGGCCUCCCUCGGGCCGCUGUCUCCUCCCUGCUUCCUCCACAAGCUGAAGAGCCAGGAGGUGGCGGAGGGCAGCGCCGUUCGCCUGCAGUGCAGAGUCACGGGAAACCCCCCGCCGCUCGUCAGGUGGUUCUGCGAAGGCCGCGAGCUGCACAACUCCCCCGACGUACAGAUCUGGAGGGACGGCGACCUGCACACGCUCGUGAUCUCCGAGGCGUUCGAGGACGACACGGGACGCUACACCUGCGUGGCCUCCAACAGCAUCGGAGCGGACAACACCUCCGCUGAGGUUUACGUCGAAGGAGCCUCGUCGUCGGACUCCGAGGGAGAAGGAGCUGUGUCCAAGUGCGGAUCGGGAGCCAUGCAUCAAGUUCAGAAAAAGACGACGUCGAUGUCACUGACGAUACGUUCAGCGUCACCCAGAACCUCGGAGGGCCUCCCUCACCGCUCCGCCCUGGUCCAGUGCCUCGCUCAGCCCGUACGGCCAGAACAUCUCGUCCCAGUGUCGUCACUGUGUGGCGCCGAGGCGUCUGGACCUCCUGUCUUCUCCAAGGUAAGUCCGCCUACGCAGUGAUACGGUCCCAGUAUCAAACAAACACGCGUGUGUGGGACGGUUAAAUUGAUAUGAUGCUGCAAAAGGUUCUGCUUAUUCUUCUAACUCUGGCUGAUAAUCCAAAGGUCCAUUUGGUCUGUUUAAACCAACUCUGGUGUGGUUCUGAACACAGUAAACCCGCCCUGAAACGGGACAAAAACCACCACUCCAACGACGUACGAGCAAAGAUGGACACUGCAGCUGCAGGUCAACAUGAACGGGGACGACUUGCUUCCCAUCGAAGCCGAAGAGGAGAGACAGAAUAUUCAAGAUCAACCGGAGAAGCACAGUAGAUCAGUGACGCGUCAAAGCGACGAAGAAACGCCCCUCAGCAGGGGUCAACAGGACGUCACUCGGGGUCACUGGACUCGAGUUUGACGAUUUUUGUUGGCGGCAUCUUGACAUUUUGCAUUCUAGGAACAUAAAUAACCAUAUUUGGAAUGUGGAGUUUCACAGAGACGCCAUGUACGUCUCUGUUAAGAGACCUGUCAAUCACACUGAGCCCCGCCCCCCUAAAGCACCCCCUGCUUUAUGGUCUGUUUGACACAAUUUACUAAAUGGACAUCAUGCUGUGUUAAAGAAGACUAUAAACUCUUGUUUCCUGAGGGAAUAAAUCUUGAUAGAUAGACUUGAUAGGAGGAGAUUCGUACCGACAAACGUUUCUGCAGUCGGGUUCUGAUGUCGGGGGAUAACACUGAUUCCCAGUUGGUGUUUCAGUUCAUCCAAAGCGCUUCUGACGGGGGUGAGGUCGCGGCUCUGUGCAGGCCACUUCCAUUCCUGCACACACCAGGGUCGGAAAAACACGCACACGCACGCACAUGCACUGGCUCGCUCUCAAUGCCUUCCCCUUAAUAACAGUGUGCAGCGCUGUGGCUUUCAGCAGUGGGGGUCAGAUAAAACCCGGGGCUCAACAACG